GGAUGUGGUGUCUUGGAGAACAUCCGACUGGAGAGGUUACAUUGCAGUAUAUGUGAGUGUAAGUCGAUGUCGCGCCAUCAAGAUCAGCCUUCUAGGUCAGCUGGGCGUGAAUGGCGGCAAUACAUGGUUUUGGAUGAGUGAAGGCAGAGAAAAGACCAAGCAGAAGAGUUGUUGUUCACUUGCUAGUUCGUUCAUCCCCACGGCGGCGAACCCUGGUCUAAUCGCCGAAUAAUCGCCGUCAGCCUUACAACAAUCAGACCACUUUCAUCAUCCAUCGCACAGAAAGAAACUUGUGAGCUGUCGCAAAGCCACAACGAGCUUCCCAACACAACAAUUCACAUCGCAAACCGACUAUCCGCUGCUCAUCAUGAACACAAUCAAAUCGGUAUACUACGGCUGGGCAACCUUAAUAGUAGCAGGCGGCGGCGCCUACUUCUUCGCCAAACGCAGCAUCAACGCUGACCGCGCCGCAAAAGCCGAAGCCGACCGCCAAAAGCGCAUCCGCCUUUAUGAACUCGAGCACGGCCUGAAGAACUCGGCCCCUACCACCACACCACUGAACCCCACGGCGAAACCAGGAUCUACACAGUCAGCGCCGCAGAGCGUGACAAGCGAGUUAGGCCGGCUGAGGAGUGAAGGAGGAGGUAAUGGUGGGAUGGGGGGUGAGGGUAAUCCAAGUCUACAGGCUAGCCAAGAUCCAGCGCCCACAAGGCAUGCACCCGAGAGUGAGGGGCAGAGGGUAGGAGAGAAGAGCAAGUACGAGGCGAAUGAAGUGUACCGAAGUCGAAAGGGCGAUCGGUUCUCAUGAGCCGGAGACUGAGAGGAAUGUUAUGAAGGAACGAUUGGUUAGUGGGAAGGGAUUGUGUAUAUAAGCCAUGGCCGUCGGAAGAUUGGAUAAUGGUUCCGCGCUCGCUCAACGGCGUUAUGGCAUGGAAGGUUUCCACUCUUUGUAUUA
Molecule: messenger RNA, 955 nt
Organism: Alternaria alternata
Lineage: Eukaryota; Fungi; Ascomycota; Dothideomycetes; Pleosporales; Pleosporaceae
Exons: 3
Coding region: 368-808 (146 amino acids)
Source: RefSeq, a predicted model, not a curated record